UUUCUACAAGUUUUCUUUUUCAAAGUUGAUCCAAUAAUAUCAAGAAUUUGAUGUGUCUUAUUAUUGUUAUUAAUCCAAAGGUGGCGAAUUCUAGUAGCAGAGACUUUUAUUCCGACCAAAAUGAAUGGCUUCAUCAAUAUUCAACUUCUUUUUCUGGGUUAAACAGAGAGGAAGAGACCUCCGUCAUCGUCUCCGCUCUCACCCAAGUUGUCGUCGGUGAUCAGGUCUCACCUAGAGGAGGAAGCGGCAGUGGUGGUGGUGUCGGUAGCGGAACUCUGUCGACUGGUUCAUCGUCUUCGUCUUAUAAUAAUUCCCACAAGAGAGGACGUCAACAAGACCUUGAUGAUGAUCAACAACACUCCCUUUUAAGUUCCGUCUCAAACGCUUCUCAUUACUCCCCUACUUUCAAUGAUGGAAGAAAUGUGGUGGGAAUAUACGAAUACGAGAGAGAAGCAAGAAGAAACAGAGGAGAAGAAGAAGGAAGAAGAAGAUAUAGAGGAGUGAGGCAAAGGCCAUGGGGGAAAUGGGCUGCUGAGAUUAGAGAUCCAUUCCGAGCCGUCAGAGUUUGGUUGGGAACUUUCGACACCGCAGAAGCAGCUGCCGAAGCCUACGACGAGGCCGCCCUCCGCUUCCGAGGCAACAAAGCCAAGCUCAACUUCCCCGAAAAUGUUAGACUCCGACCCUCCCCGGCCCCCACCACUCCCAACCAAUACGCCGUCGUUUCCGAAUCUCCGGCCAUCAAUCUCUAUGAUCAAAUGUCGUUGACAUCAUCCAUGACGUCCCCCCCAUCGACCGCUGUGGGGUUGGUAUCUCCGUCGUCGUGGAGUGGCGGUCACGGCGGCGAUGGUGGUUUCUCAGUGCCGCAGUGGACGCCGGAAUUUAAUGAGUACAGCUCACCUGAAUAGAGCGGCUUGUACUGUUCUUUUUAAUACUUUCGUAUUUCUGUCAUUUCUUUUUCUUUCUCUUGGAAAGGAAUGAAUCCGAGGAAUUUUUGGUAAAAAAAGUUCACCAACUAAAUUGUUUCUUCAAGCAAAGUGUAAGAGACUAAAAAGUGAUGACUUUUUUUUUCUUUCAUAGCAUAAAGAGAAUAUGAAGAUACAAUUUUGAAAUUAAUGGUUAGAAGUUAAUGC
Molecule: messenger RNA, 1130 nt
Organism: Cucumis melo (muskmelon)
Lineage: Eukaryota; Viridiplantae; Streptophyta; Magnoliopsida; Cucurbitales; Cucurbitaceae
Product: ethylene-responsive transcription factor ERF110-like
Exons: 2
Coding region: 51-905 (284 amino acids)
Biological process (GO): ethylene-activated signaling pathway; regulation of DNA-templated transcription
Molecular function (GO): DNA-binding transcription factor activity; DNA binding
Source: RefSeq, a predicted model, not a curated record